This is a messenger RNA of Triplophysa rosa, 1857 nucleotides long. RefSeq lists its product as uncharacterized. The coding region runs from base 7 to 1503 and encodes 498 amino acids. The record is from RefSeq and is a predicted model, not a curated record. NCBI's taxonomy places the organism in Eukaryota, Metazoa, Chordata, Actinopteri, Cypriniformes, Nemacheilidae. The transcript is spliced from 10 exons. Gene Ontology annotation, molecular function: protein binding.
GCCAUAAUGGCUACUUGCCUCGGUGAGUUUUUUCGGAGUUUAAAGCAAGGCGUCGAAAGAGUUGAGCAAACUUCGCGUAAAGACAUUGAGGUUAAAGUAAGGCAAAUGGCGCAGUCUGAGAGUCCAAGAAGGCGGACAGACACCUCUGUGGUGCACCUACCAGAACCAUGCAAAACUCAAGAUGCCUCUGAACAGUCUCAGCCCAGUCUUGGAAAUUACUUGGACAGAUUGCCUGCAGAGGUCCUCCUGAAGAUUUUUGACUUUCUGGAUGCUUCUUCUCUCUUUAACAUCAGCUUUGUCAGCAAAAGGUUUCAUGAUCUGGCUAACAACAAUGCUCUGUGGUAUGUGUUAUACGCUUGUGAGAUUGAGAAGAGAAGGUGGAAGCCCCGAGUGUGUAGGGCGUCAGAAGCCGUGAGCACUACAGGUGUGCAGGAUAAACCUGUGGGCUACUGGAAGAAACUGCUCUUCAAGGAAAUGGCCACUAAUGGCUACCAGAACAAUAUGUGGAAAAGCGAGCUGAGACACAUGAACCCGCACACAGGGAUGCCUGCUCUAACGGAGCAAGUUCUCAGGAGGUUACACAUUCAGUGGGAGAUUACACUAACACGAAAAAAUGGCCGUGAAAGUGUCUACGAGCAGACAAGCACGUUCUUCGAAGACUCGUCGGUUACGGUUUGCUGGAACCAUGGGAACUGGCCGCACAUCAACCGUGUCAAUAGCCUACAGCUUCAUGGGAUAAUGCGUCCAGCAGUGCUGGCUCCAGGAGACAGGCCAACGUGGCGAUCUUUGAUUCUCGAAACGCUGUUGAACGCAGCACAGUGGUCGUUCCUUGGAGCUGAUAGACAUGUGAAGUUGCUGCAGUUUGGUGAAGGAAUCGUUGUUGGGUUCUGGCGGGGCAAUUGGAAAAUAGCUUUCAUCAUGGUCACCCUGCACUUCCACAAACUGAUUGAAAGAAGUCUCCUUGGCUCACGAUUUUGUCCUUACAUACUGACACAAGACAGUGCUUUUGACCCAGACUGCGAUCAACAUGGAUACACUCUGCAUAUUGUACUCCACAAUCCUGUUCAGCGAAUCAUGCAUUGCCACUUUUCCCCACUAUUCUUGAGCAAAGCGACGCCCAUGGGGGAUUUUUGGCAGUUAAGUGCCAUUGAUUUUACUGAUGUGUCAGAGCACAUACCUGUGGGGAAGAUCAGUCUUCCAUGGCAAACAGAGGGACUGCAUGAAGCUGCCGAGCGUUGCUGUAUGAUGACACUGACCGUUCUGGAUGAGGGUCAGCGUCCCUUCUGGUGUGUGAGUUCUCCUGUUAAGAUGCUGUCCAAAAAAUACAGAUUGGUUGACUUGGACUACGAAGGUGAACAAUUGCUGCUAUUUUAUGUGGAUGCAGAGGGCAAAGUUAAAAUGACCUUUGUGUUUGUGGAGGAAUUCCAGCAGUACUUUCUGGUUCAGCUAAAUGUUAUAUUCCCUGCAGCUAAAGUGAACAAGCACGUAGGCGGAGAAUGCUGAAACUGCCAAGAUGUCUGCUUGAUUUUGUUUUAGAAAUUAUUUUGUUUUAGAAUGCCUGUGGCAGUGCUUUGAGUUGAAAAAAGAUGAGAACUGGUUAUUUGUUGAUGAAAACUUUUUUUGCUAUAGUAAGUUUGAGAAAUGUUGUGGUUGAUUUGGUAGUUGGAGUUUAGUGUUUUGUUCAAAGUCCUAAAAAAGCCAAUCAAAAAUGUUUUUUUAGCAUUUGUAGCUAGUCAAAUAAUAGCUUGUAGAUUCGUUUUCAUGAAGCAGAAUAAACAGAGAUGAAACUUGGUGUGAUGUUUACUGAGUAAUUAAACUGCUAACCAAAACUUUGUAUUUAUAUGAGUGAUUUAUUAA